AUGUCGCACGCGGUGCACAGAGAGGUGCACCCGCCCACCGGGGUGGACCACGCGGUGAGCGCGUACUUCACCCGACCCGUGGGCGACGGUGGGGAUCCGAAUUUGGUCGUCGCGAGUGCGAAUCGCGUCACCGUCUACGCCGUUCGUCGCUCGAACGACGACGACGGGAGCGAUGGCGCGGAAUCGCUGGAGGUGGUGUCGGAAUUUGACGCCCACGGGGCGAUCGGAUCCGUCGCGGUGCUUCGACGACGGUUCGGGGCGCCGAGGAAUCAACGCGACGCGCUGCUGAUCGCGAUUCGCGAACGUAAACUGGCGGUGGCGGAGUACGACGCGUCCACGGGAGAAGUGACGACGUCGUCGUUACACUCGUUCGAAGGUGACGUUGGGUGCGCGGCGAUGGAGAAGACGCUGAGGAUGAGUCGAGAGGCACCGCUGGUGGUGGCGGAUCCCGAGGGACGAUGCGCCGCCGUGGUCUUGCGUGACGACGGGUGCGCGGGGAGGGUGCGAGUGUUAGCGAGCGUCGACGGUGGUUUAGGGUUGGUGAGCGCAGACGAUGAAGAGGGUCGAGUUCGUGGACCCGCUGCGAGUGUCCUGGAGUCGUUCGCGUUGAACGUGCAAGCGGCGGGCGUGCGGUGCAUUCGGGACGUGUGCUUCUUGCACGGAUACGCCGAACCGUCGCUCGCAAUUUUGUACGAGAAGACGCCGACGUGGGCGGGAAGGUAUAAUUUGGCAAAAGAUACGUGUGAGAUCGUCGCUUUAUCGGUGGACGUCGAUAAGCAGAAGAGCACGGUGAUUUGGAGGCGUCAGAACCUACCGUCGAGUUCGUACAAGCUCACGGCGCUGCUACCGCCGCUGGGAGGAGUCUUGGUGUUUUCCCAGGAUUUCCUCUUGCACGAGUCUCAAGAGAGCUCGUCGGCGUUGUGUUUGAACACGUUCGGCCGAGGUGGGCCCCAAGAAGGGAACGAUGCCGAGACCGUGGCGCGCUUGGCGGGCAUGGGCGAGGACGCCGUUGCGAAUCCACCUCCAGCGUGCGCCGCGCGCGCCGUGGAUUGCGGAUUGGAGAUCACUCUCGACGGCGCACAGGCCGCCGUGGUGUCGGAAGAUCGCGUCCUCGUGACAACCAAGAUGGGUGCGCUGUUCUUGUUGGCUCUUCACACAGACGGGCGCAGUUUGCGGCGCAUGAUGCUUCAACGCGCGGGCGGUGCCGUGCUCUCUUCAGGUAUGUGCUUGCUCUCACGAGACCUGUUGUUCCUGGGGAGUCGCAUCGGUGACUCGCUCUUGGUGAAGUUCACGCCCAAAAGUGAGCCAGCGGCGCCUUUGAUGCUACCGAAGGGCGAAGACGACGAGGAAACGGUCGACGAAGUAGAAAAGGGAAGCGGGAAGCGCUCCAAGUCGGGUGAUGGAGCCGCCAUACGCAAGCGCGCAAAAUCGACUGAAGAUCCUCCACCGGCGCCGUCGACGCCGUCGCCCGAGGACGAUGAUGAUGAGCUUGAGGCGCUGUUGUACGGUACGACCAAGGCGGAGAGCGUGAUCGGAGACGAGACGACGCAGACGGCGGAGAAGAAGCGGGAAGGACUGGCCGGAGUCGUUCCGGGCUUGAAGGUUGCCGGUUACGAUUUCAAGGUAAAAGACUCCUUACUCGGUGUCGCCCCGGUGGUGGACAUCACGGUCGGUGCGUCGGCGCCCGUGGGAACGGACACUGCAGAACGAACGGAGCUCGUCACGGCGUGCGGACAAGGGAAGAACGGAGCGUUGGCGAUCCUCACUCGUGGCGUGCAACCGGAACUUGUAACCGAGGUCGAAGCCGGUACUCUCCCCACUUUGCAAGGUUUGUGGGCUCUUCACGAUCGAAAGGAAGGGACUAGAGAAGUGCGUGAGCCGUUCCACAACCACCUCCUACUGAGUAUGAAGUCGUCGACGAUGAUCAUGGAGACGGGGGAAGAGCUUCAAGAAGUGAGCGCGUCACUCGAAUUCAUCACGGAUCAAGCCACCUUGGCGGCGGCGAACUUUUUCGGUCACUUUUGCUCCUUGCAAAUCACGGAAACAAGUAUUCGCAUCUUAAAGAGUGGAAUGAAGGUGCAAGACGUGACUUUGGCGGACAUUAAGGCCCCCAAGGGCUCCGUGAUCGCCUCGGCAGAGAUUUUAGAUCCGUACAUCAUGAUUCGUCUUUCCGAUGGUACAUUACGAUUGUUGGCCGGGGAUGAGAAGAAGAUGACUGUUUCUUUGAUGGAGUCCGGGGCAAUGCCCACAUCCUCCGUGACGGCGUUUGCACUCGUCGACGACUCCGCCCAAGCGGCGGACGCGGCUGGUGGAGGCGCUAAGAAGAGUGGAUGGAUUCAUCGCUCUGCAACGAACGGCACCAUCACUGGGCUGGAGGGAAGCAAGAAGAGCGGUGCGAGCAAUCAGAAGGAAGCCAUCGUCGCCAUCGCGAGGGAAGGAGGGAGCUUGGAGUUGUUCUCACUUCCAAGUUGUACGCGUAUUUGGAACGCGGAUGGGUUAUCCGAGGGAUCGAGAGUGUUGAGUCCCACAAGGCCCGUUCACUCCGAGCUGCGCAUCCCAGAGAUUGUCGACAUUCGCAUUGACUCAUUCGAGGAAGCACACGAACGUCCGUUGCUCACGGCCGUACGAGGUGAUGGAACAUUGCUCUUGUACCGAGGUUUCAUCGUACCGGCGGGGACGACGUGCGAGGGAAGCGAAGAGCCCUUGGCGCGAGGCGAACUGCGUUUCAGUCGCGUCAACAUCGACGUCGAAGGUUCGGGCUUAAACGUAGCCGGUGUGGGCGUCGCAGGUCAAGUUCGCGAUUCUCUUGCCGGUACGCGUUUGACGCGCAUCUCCAACGUCGGUGAGGGGCAAGGAUUGCAAGGUAUUUUCGUUGCGGGGCCGAAUCCAUUGUGGCUGAUCGUUCGCAGGUCUCGAGUGUUAGCUCUCCCGACACGUGGUGAAGGCGAAAUAGUCGCCUUCACAGACUUCCACAACGUGAACUGCCCGUACGGUUUCAUAUUGGGGACCGCUGUUGGGGGUGUUCGCAUCUGUCAGAUGCCGAGUAAAAUGCAUUACGAAGCGGCGUGGCCAGUUAGAAAGAUAGCUCUUAAAUGCACGCCGCACGCCGUCGCGUACCUGCCAGAUUUCAAGCUGUACGCCUUGGUGACGUCGGCAAACGUGCCUUGGGUCGAUAGGGAAAUAGAUGGCGAGAACGUGCACGGCUUAUCGCUCUCCAAGGCGAGAAGGGAGCGCGCCAAGGCUCAUGAUGACAUGGAGCUUCAAUACUCAGUGCGACUUCUCGUCCCGGGAUCUCUCGAUUGUGUGUGGCAACACACGCUGGAGCCUGGCGAACACGUUCAGUGCGUGAGAAACGUGCAGCUCAAGGAUAUCAACACGGGACACUCGUUGUCAUACCUCGCCGUCGGCACGGCGAUGCCCGGUGGCGAAGAUACGCCAUGUCGAGGUCGCGUUUACCUCUUCAACAUGGUUUGGGAACGCGACUCUGAGUCCGCUGACGGAUACAGAUGGAAGGGACAAGUGUGCUGCGUUCGCGAGGCGAAGAUGGCGUGUACUGCUCUUGAAGGUCUCGGGGGGCAUCUCAUCGUGGCCGUAGGUACGAAGCUCACGGUUCACACAUGGGACGGAAGAGAGUUGAACAGCGUCGCUUUCUUCGACACUCCGAUUCACACUGUGAGCAUCAACGUUGUGAAGAAUUUCAUCCUGGUCGGAGACUUGGAGAAGGGUUUGCAUUUUUUUCGCUGGAAGGACACGGGGUUCGAGAAGUCGCUCAUUCAGCUCUCGAAGGAUUUCGAACGCAUGGACGUCGUGAGCUCGGAAUUCCUAAUCGACGGCACCACACUGAGCUUGCUCGGUUCCGAUAUGAGCGGAAACGCACGAACCUUUGGGUACGAUCCGAAAUCCAUAGAGUCAUGGAAGGGUCAAAAACUUCUACCGCGUGCCGCUUAUCACGUUGGGUCGCCGAUCUCGCGCAUGGUACGCUUCAACGUCGAGGGUUCAAAGUCCAAAAUGGCGUCGACGGAUGGAAAGCCCAAGGGCGCGAACAGAUUCGCCGUCUUCUUCGGCACCCUCGACGGCGCCCUCGGGAUCUUCAUGCCCACCGACCCUGUGACUUACGAAAAGCUCCUAGCGAUCCAACGCGAGCUCACAACCGCGGUGCGUUCGCCCAUCGGGUGCAACCCUCGAACGUUCCGCACCCCUAAAGUUUUUGAGGGCAAGCAUGUGCAGCUCCGCGCGCCGCUCGACGUCCUCGAUGGCGGCUUGCUCUCGAAAUUCGAAACCUUAACCUUUAGCGAGCAGGUCAAGAUCGCAUCGAGCGCCCAGGUCGAUCGCGAUCUCACACUCGGUCUCAUCCAGCAGCUCAGCGCCAGCAACGCCUUCGUGUAG
Molecule: messenger RNA, 4386 nt
Organism: Ostreococcus tauri
Lineage: Eukaryota; Viridiplantae; Chlorophyta; Mamiellophyceae; Mamiellales; Bathycoccaceae
Product: Cleavage/polyadenylation specificity factor, A subunit, C-terminal
Exons: 1
Coding region: 1-4386 (1461 amino acids)
Cellular component (GO): nucleus
Molecular function (GO): protein binding; nucleic acid binding
Source: RefSeq, a predicted model, not a curated record